CCCCCCCCGAACUACACCUCCCCCCCUCUACUCUUCCACUCUUUCUCCCUUCCCCUACCACGUCUCCAACUACUGUGGCUUAGUUAAUGUCAGUUGGUUCCUCAGGCCCCUUCCGAUAGACCAUCAUUGGAGGGCUCCAUGGACCGUACCGUCUUUACUAUUUUUCUCUUUUCCCUUUCUUAGUUCCCUCGUCAUACGUCUCCGCCCCUCCUUCCACCACCCCUCGCCUCUUUAACAUUUCUCAUCUUCAAAUAAAAAAAAAGGGGCGCCCUGUCACGAUUUGACCCAACUUUGGAUUUAGUCUCUACGUCUCUCGAACUUCUUUGUCGAUACAAAUCAACCGUUGUACAAACCAAGACCGUCCAUUACACUGUGAUCUGGAGACCUCCCGUGAGCUACCUUUUACCCGUGGCGUCAACACCUCUUUUUUUUUGAGGCUCGCAUCCCUCCCCCCCGAGACUCCAACAAUAUUUCGCGUCCGCUCCUCCGCCUGUCCUUAUUGUAAAUCCGUUUCAACCGAUAUACGAUCGACCUGCCCUUGCUACUCGUUGCUGCCCUUGAUCGUUCAAGUUCCAGAUACCCAUUUGCCGCUGAAGCUCGUUCGGUCGACCACCCCAUCCUCGGAACCUCCGGUGUGUGUGUGAGAGAGAGAGAGAGAUAACGGACGUUUUCUUCCGACCCUAAGUCGAACCACGCCGACACGGAGCUUGUGGUCUCCUAAAAUCAGCUCACUCCGAUGGUGUAAAAAAGACAGCAUUCUACUUUUUCUCUUCCAUCCGACACUUCUUCCAACUCCGGCGCAUCCCUCGGCGCAAACCACUCGUAGAGUCAUUCUCAAUGUUCCGCAAUCGCAAUAAUACCCAGAAGCCUGACGAUGAGUUCAUCAGUCGCUUCCAAAGCACAUUUGCGGACAUCGUUCCCCGACGAGCCAGUCAUUCAAACGCCUCGCACAACACGUUUCCCGCCGGGACGGGAGAUCCUUUGGUUUCGGAUAGAGCAAUGGAACAUCAUGAGAUGAAAAUGGACGAGCAUGAUCUGAAAUUCCCCAAUGAACGCACUCCCCGGAAUCUCCACGACCUCAACUUCACCCCUACAUGGAUCGAUCCGCAAUCAAUGACGAUGAUGUCUCUUGCCGGGCAGCACCCGGGAUUCUAUACGCCAAACUCGGGAGGAAUGGGUGCUAUUUUCCACAAUCAAGCAGGCGACCUGCACACGCCUACCGCUGGAUUGAACAUGAUUACGCCGCUCUCCCUCUCCAACCCGAUCCCGAUUGGGCCACAUAAUGCCCAGCCUCCAAUCAAUCACUUCAAUCCGCAAUACCUCGCCCAACACAUGCCCGAUAUGGAUUCCUAUGUCCAACAACAAACAUAUGCGCCCAGUGCAUUCAUGCACCGAGACUCAUUCGAAGCUAUGGACGAGUCUGUGGACACUCCGUCAAUUCACAGUCUCCCCAUCGAUCAAGCAUCUAACAUUUCCGUCUCCACGGAAUAUUCCAGUGCACUCCACGUCAGCUAUGCCGAAGGUGAAAGUUUCCGCUAUAAUGUCUCUUUGCGAGCUCCGACGGCAAUGGUGAAGCAUCCACGAGAAGUUCCCAUCUCCUACCUCAACAAGGGUCAAGCGUACAACCUCUCGGUCUUGGACUCGAACCCGCCGAUGGUCGGCUCCGAACCACUACGAUACCGAACAUUCGUGCGAGUUUCCUUUGAAGAGGAAGAACAGCGUUCGAAGCCGGCAGCGUGCUGGCAAUUAUGGAAGGAGGGCCGUGGUAUGAGCGAGUCACAUCAACGUGGAGGAAAGCUUCUGGCGGUAGAAUACGUGGACCCGCACCAAGGUGGCGAUGACCACAAGCACCGUCAAAUUCAGGUUGAGCAAAUGUCCUUCGAUGGAUUCUGCGUUACUUGGACUGCCAAUCCCACGACUGGCACACCCGACUGUUCCAUCCCCGUUCGAUUUAAUUUCUUGUCUACCGAUUUCAGUCAUUCCAAGGGUGUGAAGGGUAUUCCUGUGCGACUUUGUGCAAAGACCGAGCUCUUGACGCCCACUGAUGAGUCGGAUAGCUCCCGUGAGCCGGAAGUGUGCUACUGCAAAGUCAAGCUUUUCCGUGACCACGGUGCCGAGCGCAAGCUAUCCAACGAUGUUGCGCAUGUCAAGAAAACGAUUGAGAAAUUGAAGCAGCAGAUUGCCCAGGCAGAGAUGGGCGGUGGGUUCGGCAAGCGCAAGCGUGGAAGCAACGCUACGGCGAACUUGAAAACGGCAGACCGGUCCAAGAUCCCGAAACAUAAGCGCACAUGGUCCAUGAGCUCGCAGGACGGACAACCGGAGAAGUUGUCCCUCGAAGAUGACCUACAAGCCAAGCUGGUUAUGAUGCAGGAGAUGUUCUCAUCGACUCGCACUAUGAGUGUGCUUGCUUUGCGCGGUGACGAGGAAGAUGACCCUGACUUGUUCCCGGUUCGGCUACCCACUGAUGGAGAGACCAUCAAGGUAAAACCUCUCAGCCGGCAGAACACGGGCGCCUCGCAUUCGAUGGAGUCUUUGAUCCUAUCUCCCACAGACAGCAAUGUUUCCAUGAACUCACCUCGAGUAAACGAGAGCAAAUUGGCUGCCUUGAAGGACGCGAAGAAUCCAACCACUAUCCCGAGGAUUGCAGCUGGUGAUUCCAUCUCCACUGGAUUCAUCGAGGCCGUUGAUAUUGACCCGACUUAUCGCCCGCCAGCGGAGCGUCCACCAAAGCCAAUUGCAUGCUUCUACGUCCGCUUUGCGGGCACUGACCAGCAGCCCGAUUACUACCGUGCAAUCUACCUUACUGAGCGUACUGUACGGGAUUUGAUGAAGAAAAUCUCCGAGAAAAACCACCUCGACCCAUCCCGCGUUGUGCGUAUCUUGCAUGUCAACCAGAACGGUCUUCGAAUAAUGGUUGAUGACGAUGUGGUCCGUGAGCUCCCAGAGGGACAGGACAUGAUUGUCGAUAUCUACGAGUCUCCGGCUACUACGAACGGAGGCGACGAUUGGGCGCCCGGCACCCCGGUCGAAAUCAAAUUGACAUACUGAUCGGCCUUCGCCUCGCAUUACCGUGAUGCGCUAUCUGGAACCGUCACGAUGCCCUGUUCUACCUCACUACGCACAUACAUAUCUAUGCCACGUGGCCAAUAGAUUGUCUCGUUACUACCCCCCUUAUCACUCCUCAUCGUCUUGUCUUCUCUCUACUCAACCUCUUUCUUUGCCUUGGCAUCGAGUUGCACCUGGUGUGUAAUUGCACUUUUCGGGAUAUCCACUUUGCGGUCUUCCGAUUUUCUUUAUUUCAUCUCUUGUUUUCUUUUUCCUAUCUUCUUUCGUCAUUGGGUUGGCAGCUAUUGAUCAUUUACAGGGGAGUUGGAUACGGAGGUAAUACACGAGUCUCCGAACAAUGAUACCCUGUCGCCAUAUGUUAUCUUUUUUUUGAUUUAUUGAUCAUCCGAUUUACGGGUUUACCGCUAUUGGUUUUACUCAAGGGCGUUGGUAUCUAUUCACAUUCCCUCGCCGAUGCUAUCUUAAUUGAUGGGCGACGGUUCGAAGUCGCUGAUAUACAUGCACUUUGCUUUUUGUCGAUACCGCCACGGUCCGCUUUUCCAGUUCAGUCUUGUCUUUCGAUUAUUUUUCGUUCAUCUGGUCUCGGUUCGACGCACACGAUGUGGAUACCCCGUUCCAAAGUUUCGAAUCUCUCUUCAUGUUUGUUGCGAGGACUCUCUGCAUUCUUCUAUCUCGUUCAGCGUUUGGUUUUUUUCCCCCUUAAUCUCUGUGACGCUUGUUCUCUUCCCCUCUUUCCAUUGGGCUAGUGUUUUGUCCGGGGCGCAUAUACACGGACUUGGAUCUUUUCGAUACCGAUAGUUACUAGGGGUUGGGGUUUAUAAAUCAACAUAUUCGACGAAUUAGGUACCAAAUACGAUCACCUACUGAUUCAUCAAAA
Molecule: messenger RNA, 3943 nt
Organism: Penicillium brasilianum
Lineage: Eukaryota; Fungi; Ascomycota; Eurotiomycetes; Eurotiales; Aspergillaceae
Source: the annotation of a GenBank genome assembly